UCUCUGCCUACGUAUCCUGACUUUACUCCCGUCUCCCCAACCCACUUGCGCACCCCCCCGCCAUCCCACAUACACAAUGUCUCAAUCCGGAGCGUCCGUUUCCCAGGAGUGCAUCGAGGCGUACAACGACCUGAAGCUCAACAAGAAGUACAAGUACAUUGUCUUCAAGCUGUCCGACGACAACAAGCAGAUUGUCAUCGAGGAGGCCUCUGAGAACAAGGACUGGGAGACCUUCCGCGAGAGGCUCAUCAACGCCACCAGCAAGUCCAAGACUGGUGCCGUCGGCAAGGGUCCCCGCUACGCCGUCUACGACUUCCAGUACAGCCUUGCCUCUGGCGAGGGCGAGCGCAACAAGAUCGCCUUCAUCGCGUGGUCCCCCGAUGAUGCUGGCAUCAUGGCUAAGAUGAUCUACGCCUCUUCCAAGGAGGCUCUCAAGCGCUCCCUGACCGGUCUCGCGACUGAGCUCCAGGCCAACGAUCCCGACGACAUUGAGUAUGACAGCAUCAUCAAGACCGUCAGUAAGGGUCUUGCCGCAUAAACGUGUCGUUCCCAGCGCCGCCCCCCUCCCACACACACUUGCCGGCACCGUAUCUUGGAGCUUUUUCUUAACGCGAAGACGGAGAGCAUAUACUCUUUAGCGGCUACCGUCCUCAGAGACGAAUGAUGACCCAAUGACGGAGAGGUUGACUGUUGCAAUCGCGAAAAGGGGAGGAUGAAAUGUUAGUCUGCCGGGGGAGCCCCUGAUGGCUGUUGUCUCCGUCUCCGCUCGCGUAUACCCACGUACUCGACCGGGCGGGCCCAGACAGACCCAGGGAUUGGCCCCGGAUCAUGUUUUUUUCUCUGAGACCGCGACAAGGCUUGAUUUCCCAGAUCUGAUGGCCCUCCGCCUGGUUGUGCUGUUUCGUUUUUCACAGUACUCCGUACGGAAGUUAUCACACGCUGGGAUGUAAACACGAUUCUCGCUGUCGUCUCC
Messenger RNA from Verticillium dahliae VdLs.17, 973 nucleotides. RefSeq names its product cofilin. Gene Ontology annotation, cellular component: cytoplasm; actin cortical patch; actin cytoskeleton. The transcript has 7 exons. Gene Ontology annotation, biological process: actin filament severing; actin filament depolymerization; cell motility. The record is from RefSeq and is a predicted model, not a curated record. NCBI's taxonomy places the organism in Eukaryota, Fungi, Ascomycota, Sordariomycetes, Glomerellales, Plectosphaerellaceae. Bases 77 to 538 code for a protein of 153 amino acids. Gene Ontology annotation, molecular function: actin filament binding.